AUGGCAAAGGUGUACAACUUGUUCCUUUCUUUGUGUUUGGCUGCCAUAAUACCAGCCUUCCAAGCCAAUAUCUUAGAUAAUACUACAUAUGCGAAACAACAUAUCAACUUGGUUGAUAAUGAAUACUGGAAAGAAAGGGCAACAAUUGCUAGGAAGCUUAGCGAAGAAGCAUAUUUUCCUGAUCCACAUGCACUUUCUAGAAACUUCUCCUCUAUUAUUAUUGAAGACAUAGCUGGUAGCAAGCAUGUAAGAAGGAACUUGAAUGGUCAAAGGGCAGGAGUUGCAUGUGAGGCAACCAAUAACAUUGACAGAUGUUGGAGGUGUGACCCCAAUUGGGCAGAUAAUCGCCAAAAACUUGUAAAUUGUGUUCAAGGUUUUGGAAGAAAUACUACUGGAGGAAAGGGAGGUCCAAUCUACAUUGUUACUAGUCCUGCUGACAAUGACAUGGUUAAUCCAAAACCCGGUACCCUUCGCCAUGCAGUCACAAGAGAUGGACCUUUGUGGAUUAUCUUUGCUCAUAGCAUGAAUAUUAGACUCAACCAAGAGCUCAUGGUUUCUAGUAACAAGACUAUUGAUGGAAGAGGAGUUGAUAUCUACAUUACUAAGGGUGCAGGCAUCACUCUCCAAUACGUCAAUAAUGUCAUCAUCCAUGGAAUCAAGAUUCAUGACAUUGUUCCCGGUACCGGUGGACUUAUUAGGGAUUCUGAGAGCCAUUUUGGGUUUAGGACACGCAGUGAUGGUGAUGGAAUCUCCAUCUUUGGUGCCAGCAAUAUUUGGAUUGACCAUGUUUCCAUGAGGAAAUGCUCCGAUGGACUUAUUGACGCCAUUAUGGGAUCUACGGCCAUUACCAUCUCUAAUAGUCAUUUCACGGAUCAUAAUGACGUGAUGCUCUUUGGUGCCAAUGACCAACACACAAUUGAUAAGGUGAUGCAAAUCACCCUAGUUUUCAACCACUUUGGCAAGAGAUUAAUCCAAAGAAUGCCAAGGUGCAGAUUUGGAUUUGUUCAUGUUGUCAACAAUGAUUAUACUCAUUGGGAAAUGUAUGCCAUUGGUGGUAGCAGCAAACCUACGAUUAUCAGUGAAGGAAAUCGGUUCGUGGCUCCUGAUAAUAACAAUGCUAAAGAGGUCACGAAGAGAGUAACCAAUGAUGAUUGGAAGAAUUGGCAAUGGAGAUCAAUCAACGAUGAGUUUGUUAAUGGAGCAUUCUUCGUACAAUCUGGACCUGAACUAGUAAAGAGGCCAUUCUCAAGCAAGGACAUGAUUGUAGGAAAGGAUGGUUCAUACGUGCAAAGACUUACUUCCUUUGCUGGCUCCCUUAAAUGUAGAGUUGGUCAACCUUGCUAG
Messenger RNA from Arachis stenosperma, 1344 nucleotides. RefSeq names its product probable pectate lyase 3. Bases 1 to 1344 code for a protein of 447 amino acids. The transcript is spliced from 4 exons. Lineage: Eukaryota; Viridiplantae; Streptophyta; Magnoliopsida; Fabales; Fabaceae. The record is from RefSeq and is a predicted model, not a curated record. Gene Ontology annotation, molecular function: pectate lyase activity.